Molecule: messenger RNA, 1687 nt
Organism: Aethalodelphis obliquidens (Pacific white-sided dolphin)
Lineage: Eukaryota; Metazoa; Chordata; Mammalia; Artiodactyla; Delphinidae
Product: olfactory receptor 52L1-like
Biological process (GO): G protein-coupled receptor signaling pathway
Cellular component (GO): plasma membrane
Molecular function (GO): olfactory receptor activity
Source: RefSeq, a predicted model, not a curated record
AUGCUCGAGCACUUCCUGUGUGUUUAUGGUGGCUCUGUGCUUGGAGCUUCAGAGAACACAAUAGAGUCUCUUAUCCCCACUCCUGGGGCCAGCUCAGGGCCAAAGCCAGUGGGUAAGGAUGGAAAUAGCAGCACCUUCAACAUCUCCUACACCAACUUCUUCCUGGGGGGCUUCUCUGGAUUGCGACAGUGGAGGCCCCUCCUGGUCCUGCCUCUUACUUUUCCCUAUGUGACCAUCGUCUCUGCCAAUGCCCUCAUCAUCCACACGGUGGCGGCCCAGCAGAGCCUGCAUCAGCCCAUGUACAUGCUCAUUGCCCUGCUCCUGGCUGUCAACAUUUGUACUGCUACAGCGGUGAUACCCAAAAUGCUGGAGGGCUUUGUGCAUUAUGUUAACCCCAUAUUACUGCAUGGCUGCCUGGCCCAGAUGUUUUUCAUCUACUUCACUCUCCUUCUGGACUACAACCUCCUGCUGGCCAUGGCCCUAGACUGCUUAGUGGCCAUGUGCCACCCACACUGUUAUAGUGACCUGAUGACCUCCCGUCUGCUAGGCGUGCUGGCCUUUUUUGCCCUGACAUGGAGCCUGGGAGUGGCAGUGCCCUUGGUAGUGCUAACCUCACGAGCUUGAUUCUGCCAGACAGCAGUGAUCUGACACUGUACCUGUGAGUACAUCGCACUGCUGAGCAUAGCUUGUGGAGACUUGACCUUCAACAACCAGUUGGGGCUGGCCACGCGGUUGGUCACUGUGACCUUUGAUCUAGCCCUGCUGGGGACCUCCUACACCCGCAUCAUCUAUGCUGUCUUCUGGAUAUCUCCUGGGGGAGCCCGAACCAAGGCCUUGCACACGUGUGGCUCCCACUCCUUGGUCAUCCUCACCAUCUACCUCUCUAGUCUCUCCACUUCCAUCGUUUUCCGAGUAGCCAAGGCUGUGUCUCGGAAUGUCCAGAACCUGCUCAGUGCCAUCUAUCUGCUGCUCCCAGGAGCCUUGAAUCCUGUCAUCUAGGGGGUAAGGAUCAGAGAGAUCAGGCAACAUAUAGAAAAGAUGCUCUGUGGAAAGGAAUUAGCCCAGGAGGUUAGGGAGAAGCCAGAGAGGCUGCAGAAUAUGACAGUGAAGGAGAAACUGCCAGGGUGAGAGAACUUCAUCAACUUGGGAAAUUGGGGCUGUGACCUCUGGGAACAAGAGAUAAGCAGGCAGUACUGAGGGACAGGCUGGAAUUUCCUGAGAUUAUGGAGGACUCAACAGCAGGUUCAUUGUUGGUAAACUAUUCCUUUUUGAAUUCUUAGAAUGCUCUGUUUUCACUCCAAUGAAAAAAUUGCUUUCCCCUAUUUAUCCUUGUUAGUUUAGUUUCUCUGUCCUCUUCUCCCUGACUCCUGAGAAAGCCCCCCAGUUAAUAUCUGGAUAUGUGGAGCUCCACUGGAAGUUGUAUAGAGCAAGUUGCACAGACCACGACUUGCCCUGAACACCCAGUCUGAAACAAAUAAACAGGCCAGGCUCUUCCCUGGUGCCCAGUCUCUCCCAGAUACAUAGUAAGACUUGACAGGAAGCCCAGUCUCACCGAAUAUACAGGUCAGUUUUGAUGCCAUCAGUCUAAUGCAAACACACGAGUUAGGUUCUAGAGUCCAAUCAGUUCCAAACACAGGUGAGGCUCUGCCUGAUAUUCCCAGUCUGAUAUCCCCAGGCACACAGGUCA